This is a messenger RNA of Carcharodon carcharias (great white shark), 1751 nucleotides long. RefSeq lists its product as uncharacterized. Lineage: Eukaryota; Metazoa; Chordata; Chondrichthyes; Lamniformes; Lamnidae. The transcript is spliced from 9 exons. Bases 1 to 1329 code for a protein of 442 amino acids. Gene Ontology annotation, cellular component: external side of plasma membrane. Gene Ontology annotation, biological process: T cell costimulation; immune response; cellular response to lipopolysaccharide. The record is from RefSeq and is a predicted model, not a curated record.
AUGGAUGUUGAUGUGGGGCUAACAGAGGGCGACAGGUAUCCACAUGCCUUCUUCUUCGGGGACCGGCUGUCAUCCCAGCCGUGGCCGUGGUUCAAUCCUGCCGCUGCUGGGACCGCCGAGCUGCCGGCCAACCGGAUGGAUCGUCGAGGCUCUCCGAAGCCGGGGAGGGGGGCAGAACGACAGGAGGAGAGACCCCCAACCAGCAGUUCAACGUAUCUCAGACAGGGACACAACUUACAGAAACUACUCCUGUUGCUCAAUGUUGUUGCUGCUGUUUCAGGUGACUCACCUGUCUCAGUUUCUGGGUUCCUUGGGGAGCAGGUUGUACUGCCCUGUACCUACAAAGGGAAUGCCCCAGUCUCUGAUUUACUGGUGAUCUGGGAGACAGCCAAGGGUGAAAUUUUGCAGAAGUUCAUCACUGGGAACAAUGAUUUGACAGAACAAGAUCCACGAUUCAGAAACAGAACAAACCUGUUCAAAGAUCAACUGGGACAAGGCAACUGGUCAGUUCUGAUCUCUGACCUCAGGGAGUCAGACCAGAACCAGUAUUUAUGUGACAUUCACAAGAGGAUAGCUGUGGGUUAUAUACCAGAGCAAACUGAUAUCAUCCAUCUUUCUGUGACAGAGCGACCUCAAACACCUGUACCGACCAGGCUUGUACCAGGUGACUGGUCAGUUUCUGGGUUCCUUGGAGAGCAGAUUGUGCUGCCCUGUUCCUACAAAGGGAAUGUCCCAGUCUCAGAUUUACAGGUGAUUUGGGGAAUAUCAAGAUCUGAAAUUUUACACAAUUUUGUCGAUGGCAAUGAUGAUUUGACAGAACAAGACCCACGGUUCAGAAACAGAACAAAACUGUUCAAAGAUCAAUUGGAGCAAGGCAACUGGUCAAUUCUGAUCUCUGACCUCAGGAAGUCUGACAAGAAAAUGUAUGAGUGUCAGAUUUACAAGAAGAAAGAGGAGGUCCAUUAUUUAGUGAAAUCUGAUCUCGUCCAUCUCUUUGUGUUGGAGCGACCUCAAACACCUGUACCGACCAUGUCUGUACCAGGAGUACGGUCUGGAUUUGGAUUUGGAAUUGGAGUUGGAGUUGCUGUUGGUUUUUUUGCUGGAGUUUUGCUUUCUGGAAUUGUGUUUUGUGUAUUCCAAAGGCGACCAAAAUGGAAUUGUGUUCAAAAUCGACACUCCAACAAUCGAAAUGAAGGACCUAAUGAUGUCCCUUUGACAGGGGUGAGCUGUCCAGGUGAAGCAUGGGGCCUUGUGACAACAGCACCUGAGCAUCAGGAUGGAGUGGCUGGAGAAGAAAACCUUCUGGGGAACGGGACUCUCCAGCACUAACUGAGUUUCCCCUGCACUGAGCCUGUGUCAGGGAGGGGACAAUCAGGCCAGUAUUGUGGUUAUCCAGUGAUUCCUGGUGGAAUGUCUGAGCUCAGGAUUGGGAUUAACAAUCACUUCCCACUUUGCACAAACCGUCCUGAUCAGCACAAUCUCAGGAGGGAUUCAGAUUCUAGAUGGUUCACAGAUUGAAACUGUUUCUUGCCUGAACUUAUAUAGAUACAUUCGGUAUAUUUUAAUUUUGUCUUUUUUAUAUGCAGUUUUUUGUGGCAAACAGUGAGUGGUCAUAUUUUACAAGGGAUGUAUAAAAUUGCUAAUGUAAAUAUUUUCUGAAUGUGUCUAUACGUUUCUGUCAGGUUUAUUUUUUACUUUUCUACAUGUUGUUGUUGAUCCAAAGUCUAAUUAAAGAUAAACUGCUGCUGAAA